Chanos chanos (milkfish) is the source of this 1810-nucleotide messenger RNA. It is a transcript of the gene aatf, whose product is annotated as apoptosis antagonizing transcription factor. The record is from RefSeq and is a predicted model, not a curated record. Lineage: Eukaryota; Metazoa; Chordata; Actinopteri; Gonorynchiformes; Chanidae. The transcript has 12 exons. The coding region runs from base 1 to 1713 and encodes 570 amino acids. Gene Ontology annotation, cellular component: nucleus; nucleolus. Gene Ontology annotation, biological process: regulation of transcription by RNA polymerase II.
AUGUCUGCCUCUAUAUCUAAGCAGCUCGAGGAUUUGUUAAAUCCACUGCCAAACUUCGUGGACCCUGAGGACGAUCAAGAUGAAGAAACUAAAGCCAGGGUGAUAGAGAAAUUUGACGAGGGAGAUGAUGAUGAUGAUGAACCGGUUCCCGCUGGGUUUCGGAAGCGUGCUGUCGCACCUUUGGCGGACACAGACAGAAGAUACCGCGGCAAGGCCACAUCACGCAAAGAGCUUAGGAGGGAGAUGGAGGGAUCUGAUGAUGAUGAUGAUGAGGAGGAGGAGGAGGAGGAUGACGAUGAAGAGGAGGGAGAAGACGGAGGGGAAGAAAAUGGAGCGAUGGAAGAUGAGGACGUGGGGAGCGAGGAGGAAGAGGACGAGGGUGACGAUGAAGAUGAGGACGAGGAAGCUGAGAGCGUCGACGGUGACGAUGACAGCUCUCAGCUAAGGGCAAUCGUCUCAAAGAUGAAGAAGACAGACAUUAACUUCCCCACCGUGACUGAUUUUCACAAGCUAACAGAGGGAAUGGAUGACCUGGGAGAGAGUGAAGAGGAAGGGACUGGAGAGAGCGAGGAUGAGGAAGGGGAAAGUGAAGAGGGCUCAGACGAAGAGGGGGAAGAUGAGGAAGAGGAGGAGGAGGAUAUGGAGGAGGAGGUGGGAGACACUGGAGCUGUAAAGACCUUCUCCAAAGAAAAAGUGGACGAGGAGGUCGAAAAGGGAAAAGCUGUGCAGAAUCAACUCACUCUGUGGGACCAGCUUCUGGAAGGACGAAUCAAAUUACAGAAAGCCCUGGUGACAGCCAAUCAACUCCCACAGUCAAACACAUUCCCAGAAUUCAAGAGCAGAGGUGGCGCCGAGUACGCUGGAGCACUGAAGAAUAGUCACAAAGCCCUGAAAGCUCUCCAGAGGUCACUGCUGGAACUCCAGGACUUGUUGCUUCAGCAGAAUCCAGACACCAGAUCCAUUUCACAGGGCAAGACACGGGAGGCCAGCAGCAAAGAAGAGAAUUCUGAGAGUGAGGAAGAGGUGGAAAGUGAAGAAGAGGAACAGGAAACCAGUAAAAGUGGGUCGCAAAAGCGGAAACUGGAAAUGGCCGACUACCCAGACUUCAUGACCAAACGCUUCGCUGCUUUUCUGCCGUAUCGGGACGCGACGCUGCAGAAGUGGUACGAUAAGACGCGGCUGACCAUGGGCAAGACCAACAAGGGCUUCGGGGCGUUCGACAGGAACAUAUUGACACAGGUGGAACAUGUUCUGAUGGAUAAAGAGAGGCUGCUCAGACGAACCCAGACCCGCAGGUCAGAGUACAGAGUCCUGGGGAAACCAGAACCAAGCCUUCACACGACGGACACCGCCGCGAACGCCGGAGAAAACUUAGCGUUGAAAACCAACGCACAUCUCAAAGACUUGGACGAGGAAAUCUUCGACGACGAUGAUUUCUACCAUCAGCUUUUACGAGAGCUCAUUGAACGCAAGACAAGCGCCGCCGACCCCAACGACCAGGUGGCUAUGGGCAGGCAGUGGUUAGCGAUUCAGAAACUGCGGAGUAAAAUAAAAAAGAAGGUCGACACGAAGGCCAGCAAAGGCCGCAAAAUCAGGUUCCAUAUUCACAGUAAGCUGGUGAAUUUCAUGGCUCCCAUUGACCACAGCUCUAUGAGUGAUGAGGCUCGGUCUGAACUGUACUGCUCACUGUUUGGAGGGGAACAGGCGCGCUGACGGUAGCUUUUGGAAUAGGAAGCGUCUGGACACUGGACUGUUGGUUUACUCCUCUACCAGGAGAGUCCGAAACACCGGCCAGCACUCUCUGUUCACC